This is a messenger RNA of Protopolystoma xenopodis, 681 nucleotides long. The record is from the annotation of a GenBank genome assembly. NCBI's taxonomy places the organism in Eukaryota, Metazoa, Platyhelminthes, Monogenea, Polystomatidea, Polystomatidae.
UGUGCCUUUACAGCCGCUAUGUCUGCUCUUGCUUAUCAUGAUGAGUGGCUGAAAGUUUACUAUAAGAGACUUUUUCCAUGUGAAACAUUUUCAAAAUGGCUUACAUAUGACUACCAAUGUAAAAAUUUAUCUAAGAGAGAAUUUAGUUUUACACUUGCUGGAGAUAUAUAUGUUAGAUAUCAAAGUUUUGACUCUGCCACUGAAUUCCGGAGGCACUUGCUAAAUAUGGUACCGCAUAAGAUUGAUAUCGGUGCAGUUUAUUCCACAGCACCAAAGCAACAUAGAACAGUUAUGCCUAUAUCGUUUAAACCUAUUUGGAAGGAAUUGGUCUUUGAUAUCGAUUUAACUGACUAUGAUGAACCUAUUUGGAAGGAAUUGGUCUUUGAUAUCGAUUUAACCGACUAUGAUGAAGUCCGCUAUUGUUGUGGUACUCAAGGUGUGAACAAUGAACGUGUUGUUUGUAAUCGGUGCUGGCCCCUUGCUCAGGCAGCUGUAGCCUGUUUGGAUCGUGCCCUAAGAGAAGAUUUUGGCUUUAAACAUCUUCUUUGGGUAUUUUCUGGAAGACGCGGUGUUCAUUGCUGGGUUUGUGAUGAAGUUGCUCGCUACCUGGAGCCGACCUUGCGCACAGCUAUCGCGGACUAUCUUACUCUUAUAAAGCCAAGUGACGCUAGAAAGUAUUAG